This is a messenger RNA of Bombina bombina (fire-bellied toad), 2183 nucleotides long. It is a transcript of the gene NYAP2, whose product is annotated as neuronal tyrosine-phosphorylated phosphoinositide-3-kinase adaptor 2. Gene Ontology annotation, biological process: neuron projection morphogenesis; phosphatidylinositol 3-kinase/protein kinase B signal transduction. NCBI's taxonomy places the organism in Eukaryota, Metazoa, Chordata, Amphibia, Anura, Bombinatoridae. The coding region runs from base 1 to 2019 and encodes 672 amino acids. The transcript is spliced from 6 exons. The record is from RefSeq and is a predicted model, not a curated record.
AUGCAUGGCUUUAUCAGUGAUAUGAAAUGGUUCCCAUAUGAAAUCACAAUUACAGAGGAAUGUAGAAUGUAUAACUGUUACAGAAUCACUCUGCUAUUUAUAGAUGAAUUAGGACUUAAGGUGUUCCAGUAUUCACAUACUUGGGAAGAGCUGACCCUGGUGAUCAUCUAUCCUCUACGACAGCCUGUGGAGGGUGCCUUGGUUUUUUGUUACUAUCUUUCUGAUGGUUACAUUUUGGUGACCUCUGCUGACCUCCCUAGCAUUCCUGUUUGCCAUCACAUAGGUGGAGAGGUUGCAAGAGGUACUGAAGGCAGCUACGUGAAUAAACAUUUCCGUAUGGGAUUUAUGACCAUGCCUGCACCACAGGACAGGCUACCACAUCCGUGCUCCAGUGGAUUUUCAGUCCGUUCUCAGUCACUACAUUCUGUUGGUGGUACUGACGAAGAUAGUAGCUGCGGUUCUAGAAAACAACCACCCCCGAAACCGAAAAGAGACCCAAACACAAAGCUAAGCAUUUCGUCUGAGACUGUCAACACUGGUACACUAGGCAAAAGUCUAAAAUUCACAGACCGGACAGAUGUGUCGGCAAAGCAAAGGCCACAUAGUGAUGAAUAUACAAAGAAAAUUCCACCUCCAAAGCCGAAACGAAACCCAAACACUCACCUUAGCACAUCAUUUGAUGAGACUUACAUCAGAAAACAUGGCCGAAUGAAAAGUACUUUGUUUAGGGAAGCUUCUUCAUCUCAGCUCAGCUACACUGCUCUAAACACAGGGGAUGAGGAGCCAGUUUACAUAGAAAUGGUUGGAAAUAUACUUAGAGACUUUAAAAGGGACGAGGAAGAUCAAUGUGAAGCAGUGUAUGAAGAAAUGAAAUACCCUAUAUUUGAUGAUGUAGGACAAGAUUCUAGGUGUCUUUAUGAUUUAGAUCAUAUUAGUUGCACUUCUCAGUGUGCUACUCCCACAGUGCCUGACUUAGAAUUUACCAAGUCCUCAGUGCCAUCUACUCCUAAAGGCCAGACCUGCGACAUACCCCCUCCAUUCCCAAAUUUACUUUCUCAAAGACCUCCCUUAUUGGUGUUCCCACCAGCACCAGCACAGUGUUCACCAAAUUCAGAUGAAUCUCCUUUGACUCCACUUGAAGUUGCUAAACUUCCUGUAUUGGAAAAUGUGUCUUACAUCAAGCAACAAGCUGGUGCUUCAACGUCAACACUACCAGCUCAUAUGCCAGGACAUCAGAAAAUGGAAAAAGAGCAGGUAGUUGUGUCACAUGGAACUGCCCCAUCUGGACAUUCAUCAUCACCCCCACAUUCUUCCACCAUGUAUAGAACACAGUCACCUCAUGGUUACCCUAAAUGUCAUUCUGCUUCUCCCUCUCCUGUGAGCAUGGGUAGGUCACUCACUCCUCUAAGCCUCAAAAGACCGCCACCCUAUGAUUCUGUGCAUUCAGGAAGUCUCUCAAGAAACUCUCCAUCAGUGCCUCAUUCAAUGGUUAGAAACAUAUCACAAGAAGGGAAAUCAAUGAAUGCAUCAUCCAGUACAUACAGUUCAUCUCAAAGCAGCUCACGUUCCAGAACACCAACAAGUCCCCUUGAAGAAUUAUCCAGCCUCUUUACCUCAGGAAGGAGCCUGUUGAGGAAGCAGUCUAGUGGAAGACGAUCUAAAGAACCAUCCGAAAAAUCAACAGAUGAAAUUAAGGUUAGAAGCCACAGUACAGAACCAUUACCAAAGCUGGAAAACAAAGAACGAGCCGGUCCACAUUCAUCACCUUCCACAAGAGAGUCUGUAAAAUCUCAGGAAUGGGAUGGAACACCAGGCCCAACUCUUGUCACCAGCAGACUUGGAAGAUCAUCUGUUAGUCCUACUAUGUUAGCAGGAAAUAACAGCUCAGAAAUGAAAAUCAGCUGCAAAUUAGGUCGAUCUGCUUCCACUUCAGGUGUGCCUCCUCCUUCAGUUACUCCCCUCAGGCAAGCCAGCGAGCAACCGCAGAGCCAGGUACCAACGUUACCCAAUAGUGAAUGACGUCAUGUGAUGCAACAUACCAAAUACUUUCCACUUCUCUGUCUGUCACCUGUUGCCGUAUGCUCUCUGUGUGUCUGUCUUCGUUUAGUUAAGUCUGUGCUUGUCAUGAGCAAACAAAGUCAUCUGCUUAAUGAACCGUGGAGCUUUGUUUAUCUCAGUUAUGU